AAACCUCCCGACACACACAAACGCACACGAGACCUGACAGCACGGGGAAAGCACCGUACACACCGCAAAAGUGACCACCAGCCGCCCAAAACAUGGAGUAACGGAUCUAACGCGGUCAUCUGCCAUGAGAUUUAAAGGUCCGACGGGCAGAAGGUGUUUAAGAAAGACUUUUAUCUGUUGGACACUCGCAAAGGUUUGCGCUCGGGGUCGGGACAUCGGAGAAAACCGACUUUUCUUGUUUUUAAAUUAGUUUAAGUAACGCUGUGAGGUAAAUGAAUGACAGUUUCUAGUCAGAUAUGUCGGAGACGCGCAAGUUCACGCGCGGUCUGAGUAAACCGGGCACGGCGGCGGAGCUGCGGCAAAGCGCGUGUCAAGCGGUCAGGACGUCGGUGUUGGUGGUGAAGCCGCGUGUGUUGGAGCCUCUGGACUAUGAGAAUGUGCUGAUACAGCGUAAGACUCAGAUCCUCAGUGAUGGACUCCGAGACAUGCUGCAGUUUCCUCUGGAGGAUUUUCAGAUUUCUACUCUGCCUCGACAGAUCCGAACGCUCUACCCAUCUGUGCCUACACAUGCUAAGAGAGAAGCCAAGAGUAUGUUUGUGCAAGAGUGUAUAAAGUCGUACAUCUCUGACUGGCAUGUGGUGAAUUACAAAUAUGAGGAUUAUUCUGGAGACUUCCGUCAACUUCCCUCCAAAGUGUCGAGACCUGAUAAUUUAGCGCUGCAUGUUUUUGAGGUGGAUGAAGAUGUGGAUAAAGAUGAGGACACGUCGUCUCUGGGUUCUCAGAAGGGCGGUAUCAUCAAACAGGGCUGGCUGCACAAAGGAAACGUGAACAGCGCUAUCAGCGUCAGGUCUUUUAAAAGGAGAUUUUUCCACCUCACCCAGCUGAGUGACGGCUCAUAUAACCUCAACUUCUACAAGGAUGAGAAGAUCAACAAAGAACCUAAAGGAACCAUAUUUCUGGAUUCCUGCAUGGGAGUCGUGCAGAAUAACCGCGUGCGGAGGUUCGCCUUUGAGCUGAAGAUGCAGGACAAGAGCGGAUAUGUUCUGGCCGCAGACUCUGACGCUGAGAUGGACGACUGGAUCUGCACCCUCAACAGAAUCCUAAACAGCAGCUUUGAGCUGGCCAUGCAGGAAAAGAGGAACGGAGAUUUACACGACGAUGAUGAUCAGAGCAGAAGCGAUCAGUCCUCCAGCAGUAUGGAUAGUUUUCAGAGCGCCAGAGACAUCGAGAGUAAAAUGAGAAAUGAGACGCGACUGAAACUCUUCACGCUGGAUCCGGACUUACAGAAACUGGAUUUCUCUGGAAUCGAGCCCGACGUGAAGCCUUUUGAGGAGAAGUUUGGGAAGCGGAUCCUGGCAAACUGCAACGAUCUGUCCUUCAAUCUUCAGAGCUGUGUGGCGGAAAAUGAAGAAGGACCCACGACUAAUGUGGAGCCGUUCUUCGUCUCUCUGUCAUUGUUUGACAUUCAGAGCGGGCGUAAGAUCUCCUCAGACUUCCACGUGGACAUGAAUCAUCCGUCUGUGAAAGCCCUGCUGCCGGCGUCAGGAGCGAGCGACAGCCCGCAAGGAUCUCAACCUUCACUAGCGACAGACAGCGGCAUACAGUACCCACGACAGGGGGUGUUUUCUGUGACCUGUCCACACCCCGACAUCUUCCUGGUCGCUCGGAUCGAGAAGGUUUUACAGGGUGGAAUAACUCACUGUGCUGAACCUUACACGAAGAACUCUGAUUCUACUAAGGCCGCUCAGAAGGUCUUGAAGAACGCUAAGAUGGCCUGCAGCCGGUUGGGUCAGUACCGCAUGCCGUUUGCGUGGGCUGCGAGGCCCGUGUUUAAGGACACCUCUGGGACGGUGGAUAAGAGCGCUCGAUUCUCCGCUCUCUACAGACAGGACGGCAACAAACUCUCCAACGAGGACAUGUUUAAACUGCUCGCAGACUUCCGCAAGCCGGAGAAGAUGGCCAAACUGCCGGUGAUUCUGGGUAAUUUGGAUGUGACGGUGGAUAACGUCGCACCGGAUCUGAGCAACUGCGUCACGGCGUCCUAUCUUCCUCUGCAUCAGACGGAUGGAGCGGAUCGAGGGAAGGUGGCGUUUGAGGUGGAGGAGUUCGUACCAUCCAUCGCUAAAUUCUCUCAGCCUUUCACAACUUACAACAACCAUCUGUACGUGUAUCCACGGCAACUGAAAUACGACAGCCAGAAAACAUUCACCAAGGCCAGAAACAUUGCUCUGUGUGUUGAAUUCAGAGACUCCGAUGAAGAGGACGCACUCCCACUAAAGUGUAUAUACGGGCGUCCAGGAGGAUCUCUGUUCUGCACGAGAGCGUUUGCUCCUGUCCUUCAUCACCAGCAGAACCCAGAGUUUUAUGAGGAGUUUAAGAUCGAGCUGCCGGCUCAGCUGACAGACAGACAUCAUCUUCUCUUCACAUUCUAUCACAUCGGCUGUGACAGCAACAGUAAAGCCAGCACCAAGAGACGAGAACAGGUCGAGACGCAAGUGGGUUACGCGUGGCUGCCGCUGCUGAAGGACGGUAGAGUAACGGUGAAUGAACAGCAGAUCACAGUGGCUGCAAACCUGCCUGUGGGAUACCUGACACAUCAGGACAACACCAGCAAGCAGCACACAGGUCAGGAGGUGAAGUGGGUGGAUGGCGGGAGGCCGCUGCUCAAGGUCUCCACACAGCUGGUGUCCACCGUUUACACACAGGAUCAACAUCUGCACAACUUCUUUCAUCACUAUCAGAGUGUCGAAGCCAGCGGCCAAUCAGAAGGAGAGCUGGUGAAAUACCUGAAGAGUCUUCAUGCUAUGGAGGCUCAUGUGAUGGUGAAGUUUCUGCCCACGGUUCUGAAUCAGUUGUUUCGUGUGCUCAUCAUCUCCAGUCUGGAUGAUGUUGCUGUUAACGUCACCAGGGUGAUGAUUCACAUUGUGGCUCAGUGUCAUGAAGAAGGUCUGGAGCAUUAUUUGCGUUCUUAUGUGAAGUAUGUCUUGAAGGCGGAGACGAAUGUGAGCAACAGUAAAACAGUUCACGAAGAGCUGGCCAAAGCCAUGACGACCAUCCUGAAACCCUCCACUGACUUCCUCACUAGUAACAAACUUCUGAAGUACUCCUGGUAUUUUUUCGAGGUUUUGGUGAAGUCUAUGGCUCAGUACCUGAUUGAGACCGGCAAGGUUAAGAUGUCCAGGAACCAGCGUUUCUCUGCUUCGUUCUAUCACUCGGUGGAGACUUUAGUGACCAUGCUCGUGCCUCACAUCGCUCAGAAAUACAAAGACAACUUUGAUGCCACGAGAAACGCCAAUCACAGCCUUGCAGUUUUCAUCAAGCGCUGUUUUACAUUCAUGGACCGAGGCUUCGUCUUCAAACAAAUCAACAACUACAUCAACUGCUUCAUGCCUGGAGACUCAAAGACUCUGUCUGAGUUUAAGUUUGAGUUUCUUAAGGUGGUGUGUAAUCACGAGCACUACGUGCCGCUCAAUCUGCCCAUGCCGUUUGGGAAGGGUCGGAUCCUGCGCUUUCAGGAUCUUCAGCUGGAUUACUCUCUGACUGAUGAUUUCUGCAAGAAUCACUUCCUGGUGGGCUUGUUGUUGAGGGAAGUGGGCGGAGCUCUGCAGGAGUUCAGAGACAUCCGUCACAUCGCUAUACAAGUGCUGAAGAACCUGAUGAUCAAACACGCCUUUGAUGACCGCUACUCCACUAAGAGUCAACAGGCUCGCUUGGUGACGCUGUAUCUGCCUCUGUUCAGUCUGAUGCUGGAGAACGUCCACAGAUUCAACGUGACAGACACCGCUUCUGUUAUAAACCACACCAACAGUAAUGGUCGUGAUGAUUCGGUCGCCGGCAUGGUGACGCCAUCCAAACACAUGAGCUGCGUGAUCGACGGCAGCCCUCACAAAGAUCUGUUUGGAGUGAUUUCUGGAGCAGUCUCUCCUCACACGGCUAAUGUGAACUGUGUACGAUACACUGACUCACGGGCUUCCAUCAUCAGCACCGACUCUGUUAACGGCCUAUCAGAACGCAGCAUCGACAAGCCACACCCCCUAGACAAGCGUCCUGUCACUCAGGUUCUGAGCGGCUCUUUGCUCCGCUUUGAUAAACUGGAUCAGUCUGAGGUGAAGAACAUGUUAAUGUGUUUCCUGCACGUCCUCAAGAACAUGUCUGAAGACGCUCUGUUCAACUACUGGAAUAAAGCUUCACCCACAGACCUGAUGAACUUCUUCAGUCUCCUCGAAGUGUGUCUUCAUCAGUUCAGAUACGUGGGAAGGAGACACAUCACCAGGUGUCUGGAGGGAUCAGGGCCGGUGGUUCAUGAGCGACGCUCUCAGACCCUCCCUGUGUCACGCAGCAGGAACAACGUCACACAUGUACGACUGCAACAACUCAACAGUCUGGACAACUCUUACACGUUCAACCACACCUACAGUCAUUCAGACGCUGAUGUGUUGAAUCAGUCUCUGUUGGAGGGAAAUAUUGCCACUGAAGUGUGUCUGACGGUUCUGGACACAUUGAGCAUCUUCAUCAUGGGCUUUAAGACACAGUUAAGUCUGGAUCACGGUCACAGUCCGCUCAUGAAGAAAGUCUUCCAGGUUCAUCUCUGUUUCUUACAAAUCAACCAAUCAGAGACGGCCCUGAAACAGGUCUUCACCUCCCUGCGCACCUUCAUCUAUAAGUUUCCCUGCACGUUUUUCGAGGGCCGUGCGGAUAUGUGCGCGUCCUUCUGUUAUGAGAUCCUGAAGUGCUGUAACUCCAAACUGAGCUCCAUCCGCAGCGACGCCGCUCAUCUGCUUUAUUUCCUCAUGAAGAGCAACUUCGACUACACCGGACGCAAGUCUUUUGUCCGCACACAUCUCCAGGUGGUGAUCGGCGUCAGUCAGCUCAUUGCUGAUGUCAUCGGUAUAGGAGGGACGAGGUUUCAGCAGUCGCUGUCCAUAAUCAACAACUGCGCCAACAGCGACAGAACGAUCAAAAACACAGCGUUUCCGUCCGACGUGAAGGACCUGACGAAGAAGAUCCGGACGGUUCUGAUGGCCACGGCGCAAAUGAAGGAGCACGAGCGAGACCCUGAGAUGCUGGUGGACCUGCAGUACAGUCUGGCCAAGUCUUACGCCAGCACGCCAGAACUCCGCAAGACAUGGCUGGACAGCAUGGCCCGCAUCCAUGUGAAGAACGGAGACCUGUCUGAGGCAGCCAUGUGUUACGUGCAUGUUGCGGCACUGGUGGCCGAGUACCUGCGGAGGAAGGGGAUGUUUAAACAGGGCUGCUCCGCAUUCAGAGUGGUCACACCCAACAUUGAUGAAGAAGCGUCUAUGAUGGAGGACGUCGGCAUGCAGGACGUCCACUUUAAUGAGGAUGUUCUGGUCGAGCUUCUGGAAGAAUGUGCAGAUGGUUUGUGGAAAGCCGAGCGUUAUGAGCUCAUCUCUGACAUCUACAAACUCAUCAUUCCCAUUUAUGAGAAACGCAGAGACUUUGAGAAACUGUCUCACCUGUAUGACACGCUGCACCGAGCCUACAGUAAAGUGACAGAGGUGAUGCACUCCUGUAAACGUCUGCUGGGAACAUACUUCAGAGUGGCGUUCUUCGGUCAGGGCUUCUUUGAGGAUGAAGAUGGUAAAGAAUACAUCUACAAGGAGCCUAAAUUCACCCCACUGUCAGAAGUCUCACAAAGACUCCUGAAACUGUAUUCAGACAAAUUUGGAGCUGAGAAUGUCAAAAUGAUUCAAGAUUCUGGCAAGAUUAAUCCAAAGGAUUUAGACUCGAAAUACGCCUACAUCCAAGUGACCCACGUGAGUCCGUUCCUGGAGGAGAAGGAGCUGCUGGAGAGAAAAACUGACUUUGAGAGGAGUCACAAUAUUUGCCGGUUUGUGUUUGAGAUGCCGUUUACAGUAUCGGGCAGAAAACAGGGCGGUGUGGAGGAGCAGUGUAAACGCAGGACCAUUCUCACUUCCACACAGUGUUUCCCGUAUGUAAAGAAGCGGAUUGCAGUGAUGUAUCAGCAUCAUGUGGAUCUGAAUCCUAUCGAGGUGGCCAUUGAUGAGAUGAGCAAGAAAGUGCUGGAGAUCAGACAGUUGUGUUCCUGUAGUGAUGUGGAUAUGAUUCAACUACAGCUCAAACUACAGGGCAGCAUCAGUGUCCAGGUGAAUGCUGGACCUCUCGCGUACGCCAGAGCGUUUCUGGAUGAUUCCAGCACAAAGAAAUACCCCGACAACAAAGUCAAACAGCUGAAAGAAGUUUUCCGUCAGUUUGUGGAGGUGUGUGGUUUGGGUUUAAGUGUUAAUGAACGACUGAUCAAAGAAGACCAGCAGGAAUAUCACGAAGAGAUGAAGACAAACUACAGAGAUCUCACCAAAGAGCUCAGCGCUAUCAUGCACGAGACGAUCAGUCCAUCUGAUGACGGGAUGAGGAGUCCGAUCCCAGAUUCUCUUCACAUCUUUAAUGCCAUCAGCGGAACGCCGACCUCAGCAACCAUCCAGGGUCUGCCCAACACCUCCUCUGUGGUCUGACCCCUGCGCUGACCUCACGACCUUUCACCCGUCCACACGUAUCUGCUGGACCCCUCCUUCAGAAGAGGAUCACGUGAGGACAUGGAGGAGAGGGAUGAGACGACCUCUGACCUUCUGUUUCCUGUGGAGACAUUAUCAUGACACUUCAUGUGUUUUUCUGGCUAUAUUGCGGACAGAAAAUGACCACGAGCAGCAGAAACAGCUGGACUCAAACCCCCUGCGUAAACAUCACAGCUCCAGGCCUCACUACUUAUGUGCUAAACCAUAAGCUACGGCUGCAAAGCUUUUAUCUGCUUUGUAUGUUUUUAAUGUUUCUUUAUUCUCAGACGUUCCUGUUUUUAAUAUUCUUUUAAGUGACGGACUGAACUGUACUCUGACCUCUGAUAUCUGAGAGAUAUAAAAUCUUGGCAUUGGUUUGAAACACUGAGGCCGGGUCUAAAGCCAUGACAUAUGAGCCGUUUAUCUACAUGUGCUUCUACAGUUUGUAAUAAACUGCCAACAGUGGCACAUUGAGGGGGCGUGACACACUGGAGGAGGGGCGGGGCUUAUGUACACACAAAUUCUAAUGUGUUUGACAUAUUUUUAUACUCUGGGACACAGUUGAAUGUGAUGAUGUUUUUUAUCUGUAUUUAACAUUUGCUGCUCUGCUGUAUUAAAUAUUUCCUGUAUUAAAUAUGCUUAUUUUUUUUGAAUAAAUCUCACACAAUUGUA
Triplophysa dalaica is the source of this 7205-nucleotide messenger RNA. RefSeq names its product dedicator of cytokinesis protein 9. The transcript has 53 exons. NCBI's taxonomy places the organism in Eukaryota, Metazoa, Chordata, Actinopteri, Cypriniformes, Nemacheilidae. The coding region runs from base 297 to 6494 and encodes 2065 amino acids. Gene Ontology annotation, biological process: positive regulation of GTPase activity; small GTPase-mediated signal transduction. Gene Ontology annotation, molecular function: guanyl-nucleotide exchange factor activity. The record is from RefSeq and is a predicted model, not a curated record.